AUGUCCAAAGGAAUCUUACAGGUACAUCCUCCAAUCUGUGAUUGCCCUGGGUGUCGAAUUUCGUCUCCAGUGAACCGGGGUCGCCUGGCAGAGAAGAGGACGAUCCCCUUACCUCCAACCAGGAUCCCGAAGAAAGAGCUGACCUCAAUUUUCUCGCAUAGUGAUGACAGCGAAGAGAGUGAUAAGAGCAAUGGUCAACACCCUGAAGUAAAGCAGGAGGAGGAUCUCCACAUCAGUAUCAUGAAAAGAAGGAUACACACCCACUGGGAUUUAAACAUCUCCUUCCGAGAGACCUCUUGCAGCCGUGAUAACGACCUUUCCACUAUCAUCUCCAACCUGCAUCAGAGCCGUCAACUCGUUAUGCCAGAGACCCAGAGCCGCUGUGAAUUCAAGAGAAACAGCAUCGACGUCGGCUUAGGAGCAGCAGAUGAAAUUUUAGGCAAGAGAAGAGUAUGUUCUCCCAACAGCAGCAGUGAGUGUCCUUUAGAAAGCAAGAAAGCCAGAAGUGAGUCCCCAAAGGAAAACUCGCACACGCCCCUGCUUGAGGACUCGGUGACGCAGAUGACCCCGGAGGAGCACUAUAGACGCAUGAUGUCAGCACUCAAUGAGCACGGCACGUUUGAAGAGCAGCAGCAGCAGCGUCUCUACCAGCUGGCCAACAGCAUGGCAGUGCCCAGCCACGGAGGACAUAUCAAAUUUAGCAGGAGCUCUGCAAGGGAGAUAUCGCACCCACCGCCUCUGCUUUCGCCCCAGAACGCGCCCCAUAUAGCCCUGGGUCCCCACUUGAGACCUCCUUUCCUUGGGGUGCCUUCGGCUCUGUGCCAGACACCAGGGUACGGGUUCCUACAGCCGGCACAAGCAGAGAUUUUUGCGCGGCAGCAAGAGAUGCUACGAAAGCAAAACCUGGCAAGGCUGGAGAUGUCGGCCGAGAUUAUUCGCCAGAAGGAGCUGGAGAAUCUCCACAGGCAAAGGCUACUGGCUGGCGACCCGCUGAGCCUGCAUCCCGGCUUGCCCCCGGACCACCCGGCCCUGCGCAACGUGCAUGACAGCCCCGAGGGCCACCCGCUGCGGGAGGAGCUCUCCCGGCGGAACGCCAUGCUGGUGCUGCGGCACAACAACACUCCCCUGCUGUCCCUCAACCCCAGCGUCCCCAGCAGUGCCACGCCGCCCAAGGAGCGGGCCAAGGAGCUGGGUGAAGCGACCGCGGGCCAAAAUGCCCCCUGCAGCUCCUCCAGCGCCGAGUCCCCCAGCCAUUUGCUUGGCCCAGGUAUCAACAAAAACGAGGUGAAAUAUCUCCCGCCAGCCUCCAUCCCACCGCCUCAGCCGCUGCCCUUCGGAUUCCCCUACACCAUGAGCCCGUACUUCCACGCAGGCACCAUGGGAGGUCUGUUUCUGGAUGGUGAGGAAAGCCCCGCGCUGGAAGACAUCAGCAAAUGGACGGUGGAGGAUGUGUGCAGCUUUGUGUCCAACUUGUCUGGCUGCACCGAGUACACUCAGGUAUUCCGAGAGCAGGCCAUUGAUGGCGAGACCCUGCCCCUGCUGACGGAAGAGCACUUACUGAACAAUAUGGGGCUGAAACUCGGACCUGCGCUGAAGAUAAGGUCACAGGUGGCCAAGAGAGUGGGCAGAGUUCUGUACAUGGCAGGCUUCCCCAUGGCCUUCCCCCUGCAGCCUCCCGGUCUGCGGCCCCCUGAGCGGGACCUGCCCCCCGCUGACCUCCGGCCAGCCUCCACGGGCAGCUAUCCUAAGGCACUUACUCAGCGUUACCGUCUCCAGCUUGAUCCAGGUGACUGA
This is a messenger RNA of Opisthocomus hoazin, 1794 nucleotides long. NCBI's taxonomy places the organism in Eukaryota, Metazoa, Chordata, Aves, Opisthocomiformes, Opisthocomidae. The record is from RefSeq and is a predicted model, not a curated record.